CGAUAGUGCCGAUUAUAAGAAUAUUUCACGUUUUGGCAAAAUGAUAGUUAAAAAGAUAUAUUUAUAUUUGGUUAAAGCAUACUCAGUCGGAUGACACUAACAGAGGAACCUUGCUAUCAGGCCCCGCUCCACGACAGCGGUCCCGAGAAACCUCACAAGUGGGACAUCAAUGAUAGCACGCUGCCCAUGGUGUGUGAGGUGGACGAUUUCCAGGAAUGGCCGGACGGUAACAACCGCUUUGUAUACAGCAGUAACUGUGAGGACGGCCGCCGACACAUCAGCGGAUGGGCCAUGCGGAACACCAACAACCACAACGCCCAUAUACUCAAGAAGUCCUGUCUGGGAGUGUUCGUCUGUUCCUACGACUGUACCUUACCCAACGGAGAAAAAGUCCACCUACGACCCGCCAUUUGUGACAAAGCGAGGAGAAAGCAGAUAGGUAAGCAAUGUCCCGGACCAAACUGCCGUGGUCACCUGGAAUUGAUGACGUGUAAGGGACACUGUGGAUAUCCAGUGACACACUUCUGGCGACAUAUCAACAACGCCAUCUUCUUCCAAGCCAAAGGAGUUCAUGAUCAUCCCAGACCGGAAAUCAAGUCCUCAGCGGAAGCGAGGCGGCAUCACAAACUGAAACAUAAAUCACCCGUGACAGGAAUAACUCACAAAAAACGAAAACGAGAGAUGUUAUGGUCGUCAACGAAAGAACGUUCAGCGAAAGUUUAUCCCGGAUUUGAUAUACUUUGUUCCUGUCCGCCUUUUGAAUGCACGUGUUCCCACGUCCGAAUGCAAUAUAAGGAAACACAUGUUGACAACGAACGAGCGAACUUCCCCCUUUGUCCCUCCUCCUUCACCCCACAGAUCUACGAAGCUUCGCCCUCACCUUGGCAAAGACCAACCAUGGACAGCAAUUACAUCCAUAACGCUGUUCAUCGUCAACAUGCCUUGGAACCGACUUUUCCGGAAAACGACAAUCUACCCUCUUUAUCGUCUUUCAACUCUUCUUUCGCAAACACACCACGACACGCAGACACAUCGUAUCCACGAUUCGAAGUGUAUCGAGGAUCUGAUAGGGGAUUCCCUUACACGGACACGUCAGGUCAGCGAUUUCCCAACCCGGCUGAGCGCUACAGCCGGACUCCCAAAAGCUGUUACGAUACACGAGACUUCUAUAGUAGCUCCUGCCUGGAGAGACCUAAACCGUUUUCUGAUCCUCAUUCCAUUAAGAUAAAGACAGAAAAUUUCGAUUCCGAAUUUGGAAACAUUUCUUCACUUUCCAACCAGUGUGCGCUUACAAACCGCAUAGAGACUGACUCGAAUCGCUUACUUCGAGAAGACAACGGUCAAGAAUUUUCCCAACUUCAAGACAUUGAUUCGAACCCUCUCUACAACAUGAACGACGUCACGGAUUCGGACUUGAUUCAAACGUUUUUUUCUCGAAUGCCAUCGGAACAGUUUGACGAAUCGUCAUUCAUUCCGUCAUCUCUGACUCAAACAAACACAGGUCCUAAAUACAUAGAACUCAAGCCUCUAAAGAAAGCAAAAUCGGAAAUGCAUUCGCUUGCGAUAUCCACGUCACCACAACUGUUUCAGCAUCGAAAUGUUCAUGACGUCAGCAGUGAAGGGUAUUCGACGGGUCACAUUCGGUCUCAGCCUGGGUGUAGUAAUGUUGUCAAUGACCCCUAUUAUCAUAGCGAUUCUCAUCAAUAUCCUCCUAACAAGCAAUCGUGUAACCACAGCAUUAAUAUCACUCUGACUUACAAUUAAACUAACCAUCAUAUACAUAAACGCUGAAUUUCGUCCGACAACUGAUGAUGGCCUAUACUAUUAAUUAUUGAUAGAACAAGUUGUUAAGGAACAGUAUUCAACUUUAAUAUCGUGAAAACAAUAAAAAAACAAGUGAAAGUAUUCAAUGAAUAUUAAAUCAGUUGAAUAUUUGUUUGUGUUGUGUUUAUAUUUUAGAAACACGAGUCACCGUCGACCGCGGCGCUCUGUCACGUGAUCAUCAAGCGCUGAGUGACGUGUGAAGAGUACAAUAAUUAAUUGUAGAUUAGCAUGGUGACAUCAGCUUUGUUGAUUUUACGACAAGAUUGAUCAAUGACUGUUAAAUUAAUCCCCCUUGUAUCAAAAGGCCAUUAGUCUUUAUAUACAAUGAGAA
Messenger RNA from Magallana angulata, 2155 nucleotides. RefSeq names its product chorion-specific transcription factor GCMb-like. Gene Ontology annotation, molecular function: DNA-binding transcription activator activity, RNA polymerase II-specific; RNA polymerase II cis-regulatory region sequence-specific DNA binding. The coding region runs from base 91 to 1764 and encodes 557 amino acids. The record is from RefSeq and is a predicted model, not a curated record. NCBI's taxonomy places the organism in Eukaryota, Metazoa, Mollusca, Bivalvia, Ostreida, Ostreidae. Gene Ontology annotation, cellular component: nucleus. Gene Ontology annotation, biological process: gliogenesis; regulation of transcription by RNA polymerase II. The transcript is spliced from 6 exons.